CAUCUCCUCUCUGUGCUCACGAUCUGACAUUGAAAAUUAUUCCAUUGCACUUUCGACGGAGUUUUUUAAUUUCUGGUUUGUAAAAUCGUCUGAGGAGUGGAAAACAAUUGGAAGAACGCUGAGCUAUCUCCCAAGAACGUUUCCUGUUUCUCCCGUCUAAUGUUUCCUCAAGUCAGGCAGAUUGGAGCGAUCUAUCAAAUUCCUCCGGCUAUAGAUUCUUUGCAGUGGUGUAAAGUAUUACCCGAUGGAGAAAACGCGACGUUCUCUGCGACCUCCCCCGAUGACGUCGAUUUCGACCGUCUCGUUCCCACUCUGUUCGAAUGCUUCGCGGUCGUGUUCUGCGGGUUUCUGGCCGGCCGAUGUAACCUGAUCUCCCGCAACGACAUCAAAGGACUGAACGACUUCACGACAUACUUCACUCUACCUCCCCUUAUAUUCCUCAACUUGGUGACCAUCAACUUCCAGGAUGUCAACUGGCUCUUCGUGCUGGGCAUCCUGCUUGGGAAGUUGGUCAUCUUCCUCCUGGUAGCCCUUACCACUGCCUCUGUGCACAGGCCCACCAACCUCUCGUACGCUGGACUGUACGGCAUCUUUUGCACGCAAGGGAACGACUUCGGACUUGCGUAUCCAAUCAUUGCAUCUCUGUAUGGCAGCAAACGGCCACUGUAUCCAGGAUACAUGUACCUCAUUGCACCGACAUCUCUACUGUUCCUCAAUCCACUGGGAUUCAUUCUGAUGGAAGCCCAGAAAAACAGAGAUGCCGAUUUCGAUCCCAAGGACCGAGUGUUCAGUUCCUGCUUUAAAACCGUCGGCAGUGUGAGCUGGAAUAUUAUCAGAAAUCCGAUCGUCUUUGUUACACUUCUGGGGGUGUUCGGGAAUUUCAUCUUCAGCUCUGGAUUGCCAAACAUUAUGUUUGGAAUACUACAGAUUUUAUCUUCAGCGUUUUCUGCUUCCGUUCUGUUCCUCCUGGGAUUUUCCGUGGCGGGAACUGGAGAGUCUAAAUAUUCCAAGAAAGAAGGUUUACUCAUCCCAUCCGUGCUUCUCAUUACAAAAAUGUUGGUCUCACCGUUGAUCACUCGCAGCUGUGUAACAGCCCUUUGUUCAACUGCCACGGACGUCGAGGACCUGGCCGACUACGGGUUCCUGUACGGGAUGGUCCCCACGGGACCCAUAGUCAUGCUCUUCGCGGCAGAGUACGGCCUCAGGACAGAAAUGCUGGCGUCCACUAUGGUCCUGUGCACCGGACUCUUCGGGCCAGUCGUGUUCAUAUUGGCCCGGAUGCUGUCACUGAAAGUGAGAGGAAUUGAAGAAUUUGCAGACGAGCUUCAGAUGACCAUGUUAGUCUUGAGCAUUAUGAGCUUCCUGUCUUGCCUGUGGAUAGGUCUCUGUUUCCUCAUCAGCGGAAAAACGAAGCGACAAAUCUACAAAGUUACCGGCUGUUUGAUGAUUUCGCAGGUCAUCCUCUCUCUGGGUAUCUUCACGUGGUCCGUCUGCCUGAGCACAGACGAGUGGAUGAUGUACGUGAAGGUGACCCUGAUCGCGGGAGGACAGAUCAUGUCGCGUGUCUGGACAGCUGUCCUCGCCGUGACGAUGGUUUACCUGCGGAAAGGACCCUCGUCCCCUUUCGCCAAGAGCCUCUUCUGGCCAUCCAGCAUAGGAUUCGGAUUUCCUGUUCUGAUCGUCAUAAUGAUUCUGAUAGUGACAGGCAUUGGGCAGUGUGAACCAGAGUUAGACAAAGAGUUACCACUCUUUAUCUACGGAACGACAGAGGCUCUAGGCUCGCUGGUUGUUCUGAUUAUUUGUUUGGCUACGACCAGUAUCUGCCUGAUUUUAUACUACCGUGUUCCGUCACACAGACUGCUGGAAGAAGACGAGAAGUCUUCAAUUGACAAGAGCACAGACAAGAUGAACGGUGAAGUCCACAUCGCCAUUGACUUCCACCCAGAGACGACGCUUGACAAGGACCUUGCCGACAGCACAGGCAUCGCCAUUUACAAGCUAACAAAAUCGAAUUCAGAUCCGGCCAUACCUGAAUCCGCUCCAUUUCCUCAUCUGCAUCCGUCUACUAAAGUAGAUGAUACGUCUAAAAAGGUUCUGAAGAAGGUGUGCAACUCCCUCAACAGAUCUGAGACGUCGUUCAGCGAGAAACACCUGUUGUCAUCGUCGAGCGCAGAGUCCUCCCCAAACUCCUCCCCCACGCACAGUUCUACAGCGUCUAUCAAAAGCGCCAAAAACGACGAGACGUCAGCGCAUCUCCGACAUGUCAUACUUCUCAUACUUUGCUGCAUAUCGAUGGCUGUGGGAUUGACGAUUAGCACAUGGAAACUAUCGACGAAUCAACCCAACGGCCUAUUCGUGGCAAUGGAAUUUCUUGAUGCUGUCCUAAAUGUCGGACAGGGCGUUUUCGCUUUCCUCGUCUUCUUCAAAGACGGCAAAUACAUCUUAAAUCCAUUGGGGAGGUGCUUGAGGAGGGUGCGCAGCGGUUUUUAUUCGAUCAGUGAACCACAGGACUGUAUUGAUGCAGAGGAUCGACAGCUGUGCAGUCAGUUCCUCUCAUACCACUACAGCAACUGCGUACGCGACCUACCGAAGACGAAUAUGAAAAAUAACUCUUCCUACAAGGAAUGCUUCACGGGCACAGAGUUCGUAGAUUGGCUGAUCAAAGUUGGACUCGCCAACCACAGAACUUCAGCAGAGAAUUACGGCCAACGUUUAUUCAGGGGGACAACACUCAUAAGUGUGGAUGGAGCAGUCCAGUUUCACGACAACAAUGCUUAUUUAUAUAAACUGACCCUUGGAAAUGAUAAACUCCAGUGACUAUAAUUUUUUCGAAAACAUUCUGUAUAUAUUUUGUACAUUUUUUGUGGACGCUGCACAAUUCAUAAGUGUAAUUUAAUAUUCAUGUGUAAUUACAAUAAAGUAAA
Uloborus diversus is the source of this 2924-nucleotide messenger RNA. RefSeq names its product integral membrane protein GPR155-like. Gene Ontology annotation, cellular component: membrane. The transcript is spliced from 18 exons. Lineage: Eukaryota; Metazoa; Arthropoda; Arachnida; Araneae; Uloboridae. The record is from RefSeq and is a predicted model, not a curated record. Gene Ontology annotation, biological process: intracellular signal transduction; transmembrane transport. Bases 160 to 2817 code for a protein of 885 amino acids.